GAUGAAAUCAAUUCAGAUACGCAAAGUCUUGCAAAAAUGGGCCAGUACUGGAAAUUCGUCAACAUCGACAGGAAAGAGCGAUUGCGCAACACAGGGGGACUCAAGUUGUGGGAAAUGCUCAUGAACGGCUGUUUUGAGCAGUUGGUCGACCUCUUGCAGAAGCCGAAAUGGAUUGCUCUCAGUAGCGGGACCCAAGUACAGGCCAAAUCAAGGAGUGAUGCAUCCACACUGCUCACACUUCCCCGGGAAGUAAUCGAUAUGAUUGUUCACGAACUUUGCAGUGACUCGCCAGAGAGUCUUAUCUGCCUCUCCCUGACAUGCGCCUGGUUCUUUCGACUUCUCGGCCUGGAAUUUCAGAAGAUCUUGGCAGCUGACAGCGCGCCGUGGGCGGGCCACCGCCUAAUAUUUGUUGGCGAUUAUGCUGAUGGCCUGGACCUUGGAGAUAUUUGCACAAGCGAAGAGCUCCAGCAUUUUGAGAAGUGCCAGGAGAAGUGGGGUGACAACCCGCUAUAUUGCAUGCCCGAAGGCAUCAUGCGUACAAGGAACGAGCACACCGAUGCAGGUGGAGGAUGGUACGAAGACGGUACAGGCGCCAAUACACGCCGGCCAGGGGAUUUGGAAGAGCUCGUAAAGGAAAGGCUCAUGCUCAACGACUUGUCACUGUUCAAUCGACUUGCGAACCUCGCGAGGAGGCCACACCUGACCACUGGCCAUGGUGCUGCAGUCCUUCGCAAUCUUACAGCCAAACAGUAUGUCCGGGACAAAGCUAUCGCUGAGUCUGACUAUGCGUACAGUCUCGGCGAGGUCGUUGCAGUCUUCACAACGUGGACCGAUGAUCCUUCCGGUUUGGGGGGUCUGGAUGCCCAAGGCUUGUGGGCAGGCCACCGUUUCGACAUCGCGACCAUAGCCGAUGUAUCGGAGGACGGGUGGACUGACGUUAGUGAGCUGGCUGUCGAAAACCUGAUGAAAUCUACGGAGAGGGAGAAGAAAGAUGGGAAACGGGCUGGUGACACGCUUGUCAAGGAUACGUCCGAUGACAGCUCCGACGAUGACAGCUCUUGACUCGAGGAGAGGAAUUUGGACUCACAGGUCCCCGCCGGAUCAAGACAGCGUGUAGUAUUUCUGACACGGUGCUUUUAUAUGGCGUAGUGACUCCUGGAAACAGUUUCAAUGAUUAUUAGGUGCAAGCUUCUUGGGAUGAGCAAUGUGGUUUCGCUUCUAUUCCUUAUACGUCCGAGGACAUAUAUAGGGCCUUU
Messenger RNA from Diaporthe batatas, 1256 nucleotides. RefSeq lists its product as uncharacterized. The record is from RefSeq and is a predicted model, not a curated record. Bases 37 to 1062 code for a protein of 341 amino acids. Lineage: Eukaryota; Fungi; Ascomycota; Sordariomycetes; Diaporthales; Diaporthaceae. The transcript is spliced from 2 exons.